AUGAUUUAUCCCAAGGAAUUUCCCAGGCCAAGGCGGCCAAUUUAUGGGAGUUAUGGCGAAAAAUUGGAACUUUCCAAGCCGCAGCCACAGCCUGUGACUAAAGUCAGAAGCUUAAAACAUAAAAUAGGGCUUUUAUGGCCCUAUUUAAAGGAAUAUGCUAUGAUAUCCUCAGUUCACGGUAUCAGGUAUUUGGCAGACCCCAAAAUGAAAAAGUUUGAAAGAAUCAUUUGGCUUUUGAUUCUCAUAACCACCAGCAUUGGUGCCAUUGUGGUCUAUGUUGAUCUGAAUAACCUGUACCAAUCAAUAAGAAUUCAAACUACCAUCAGAAACUCGAUGCUUCCGAUUUUCCGCGUUCCAUUUCCAUCGAUUGGCCUUUGUCCGAGGAACAGAAUGAACUGGAUUGUUCUGGAGAACGAAGCUACUUCCCACUUCCUGGGCGGCAAUGUAUCCGACAUUCAAAAGGACAUCUUCAUUAAAUUCUUUUAUGCUGCAUCCGAUCCGCACUUAAAUCGCUUGGGGGAAAUGUCAAGAUUCUUUUCCAAUGAAUCUCUGACUGCUGACCUUCACCUGCUGAAUGGAUUGGAUUUGGCUGAAGUCUUUAAAUAUAUUCAGGUUAAAUGCGAGCAUUUAAUCUUCUCGUGUCGAUGGAAAGGUAAUCCCAUAAACUGUUGUGAUUAUUUCGAACUGCAGUUUACAGAGUCGGGGUUGUGUUAUGUUUUUAAUGGGGAGAUAAGUCCAGAAUCUAGGACAAAGGCGAAAGAAAAUAAGUAUUAUCCAUUACGAACCGCCCAAUUUGGCGAGGGUUCUGGAUUGGAUGUUUUUCUGCGACUCAAUAGAUCCUUGAUUACCCGCGGCAGACGUGGCGUAUUCUUGAUGAUUAAGCAGCCGCAACAGUGGAGCGAUGUGGUACGCCUCGUGCCACAUGAGGCGCAUACCCGUGUCAGUAUUGCGCCUCGGCUUACGGACACUGAUGAACGAACCCGUUCAGUUACACCGGAAGUAAGGCGAUGCCUAUUUGCGGACGAAAUUAACCAUCCUGCAUAUAAAAACCUUCCUGGUUUUGAGUAUUGGAUGGGAAACUGUCGCAGCAAAUGCCACCAAGAGCAUGUUGUUGAUUUGUGCAAGUGUUCUCCAUCAAUUUUCUUUCCCGUCACCGAUAAAGAUAACUUUACUGUCUGCAAAGCAUCCGACUUCAAGUGUCUCUAUGACAACAGACUUAUAUUCAGUACUGAAAGACAUCCCGAGGAAAAGGACUAUGUGGAUAAUAUUAGUAAAGAAAGCAUGAUUUGAGACUGCUUCACCAGCUGUAAACAAUUGAUUUUUGAUAGAGUCUUCUCCAGCACGUCAAUAGAUAACAAUGACACUGAAACCGAUUUGGGAACAAUGCGGAUAGAAGUUUUUUUUCAAUCCGGUUGGUUUAUUCAAUAUCAAACUACAAUGCGUUUCACUUUUGUAGAACUUUUGGCUAGUUUUGGUGGCAUAAUUGGAUUAUUUCUAGGAGCCUCGCUCUUAAGUGCUUUUGAGCUAAUUUAUUACUUCACCAUUGGCUUAUUUUUGUACUUGCACGGCGAUAGGAAAUUGGAUGAGACAUCAAACGAAACUAAAACCCACACUCCCAUCAUUAACAUACAGUUGGGCCCGAAAAAAAUAACACCAAUCAAAUACAGAUAUUAGUAAAGAGAGAGUAUAUUGUA
This is a messenger RNA of Drosophila ananassae, 1694 nucleotides long. It is a transcript of the gene ppk21, whose product is annotated as pickpocket protein 19. Gene Ontology annotation, molecular function: ligand-gated sodium channel activity. Lineage: Eukaryota; Metazoa; Arthropoda; Insecta; Diptera; Drosophilidae. The transcript is spliced from 7 exons. Gene Ontology annotation, cellular component: membrane. Gene Ontology annotation, biological process: sodium ion transmembrane transport. The record is from RefSeq and is a predicted model, not a curated record.